Molecule: messenger RNA, 744 nt
Organism: Penicillium atrosanguineum
Lineage: Eukaryota; Fungi; Ascomycota; Eurotiomycetes; Eurotiales; Aspergillaceae
Product: LysM peptidoglycan-binding domain-containing protein
Exons: 1
Coding region: 1-744 (247 amino acids)
Source: RefSeq, a predicted model, not a curated record
AUGUGCGUCAGCGUGAUCGGCCAGAGCCCUGGCACAACGACAAAAACAGCCAGCACACAACCAGACCCAACGACCCCCCCGAACGGCAUCGAGACACCGCUACCGAUCCAGUCCGGCAUGGUUGACAACUGCGAUGCCUUCCACCUGGUAGUAGCGGAAGACACCUGCGAUACCAUCGCAGCCAAGUAUAAAAUCACCACCACACAGUUUGUCGCCUGGAACCCGGCUGUCGGCAGCACCUGCAGUGGCAUGUGGGCCAAUACAUAUGCCUGCGUAAGCAUCAUCGGCCAUAAUCCCAGCUCAACCACAACCACCACCACCACCAAAGCACCACCCACCACCACGUCCGCGUCUGGUCCAUCCCCAACUCAAUCCGGUCUGAUCAGCACCUGCGAGACCUUUUAUAAGGCCCAACAGGGUGACACAUGCGAGAUAAUCGCACAACAAAAAUUCCCCUACAUCUAUUCUCUGCCCCUGUUCAAACGGUGGAACCCGGCUGUUGGGGAAAACUGUGAUAAACUCCGGCCUGGAUAUUAUUACUGUGUUGCCACACAACUCCACCACCCCAUGCCAGGAAUUAUCAACACCUGUAAGCGCUAUUACCAGGUCAGUGACGGAGACAGCUGCUGGUCUAUUCAGCAGAAAUACGGGAUCACAGCGGCACAGUUCAACAAGUGGAAUCCGCUGGUUGGGAGCUCGUGUGCAAGCUUAUGGGUGAAUUAUUUUGUUUGCGUUGGUGUCUGA